UGAAUCUGCCCCUUUCCACUGCUGGCCAAAGUUCUCCCUUGGACAGACCAGCCCCGGCUCUCCUGCCCGUUCAUCAGUCGGAGUUUACAGUGCAUGUGAUUUAAUUUCUGGUAGAUGUUUGGUCACUUGCCUGCGUUUAGGUGCUUCUGCUGGUUAGGGAGAGAUUUGAGGCUUUGGGCUGCAGACGAAUCAAAGUGUUUACAGGUUCAAGUGGAUCGAUGGAGGACCCCCCUUCAGACAAGGUGACCGUCAACAACCCGGCAGACAUCACCGUCAUCAUUGGAUAUUUCAUCAUGGUCAUUGGUGUUGGCAUUUGGUCCAUGUUCCGGACCAAUCGUGGGACAGUUGGGGGAUAUUUCCUGGCAGGUCGCACGAUGACCUGGUGGCCGGUCGGUGCGUCUCUGUUCGCCAGCAACAUCGGCAGCGGUCACUUUGUGGGCCUGGCAGGCACCGGGGCGGCGAGUGGCAUCGCAGUGGGAGGGUUCGAGUGGAACGCUCUCUUCAUUGUGCUGCUGCUGGGCUGGCUGUUUGUACCCGUCUACCUCACGGCUGGGGUGAUCACGAUGCCCCAGUACCUGAAGAAGAGGUUCGGCGGGACCAGGAUAAGCCUCUACCUCUCGGUCAUCUCGCUGUUCCUCUACAUUUUCACCAAGAUCUCCGUGGAUAUGUUUUCAGGAGCCGUGUUCAUCCAGCAGGCUUUAGGGUGGAACAUCUACGUGGCUGUCAUCGGCCUUUUGUUAAUAACAGCCUUGUACACUGUUACAGGCGGCCUGGCUGCUCUAAUGUACACUGACACCGUUCAGACCUUAGUCAUCAUCACUGGGGCCUUCGUGCUCACUGGCUUCUCCUUUGCUAAAGUGGGAGGCUACAGCUCUCUGGUGGCCCGAUACAGCUCUGCCAUGCCGAGGAACUUCACCUCCAUGGACCCGCAGCGCUACAACAUCUCCUCCCACUGCUACACCCCCAGACCGGACGCCUUCAGCCUGCUGAGGGACGCCACCACGGGCGACCUGCCCUGGCCCGGGGUGUUAUUUGGCAUCGCCAUCGUGGGAGGCUGGUACUGGUGCACGGACCAGGUGAUCGUGCAGCGGUGCCUCGCGGCUCGUAGCCUCACCCACGUGAAGGCCGGCUGCAUCAUGUGUGGCUACCUCAAACUGCUGCCCAUGUUCCUCAUGGUGUUCCCUGGCAUGAUCAGCAGGGUCCUCUUCCCAGGUCUGUGGCGUACACUUACCAUUCCACGUCCCACCCAGAAAAAUGUGUCUUUACAGUGUGUGUGUGUGCGUGUGUGUGUGUGUGUGUGUGUGUGUGUAGAUGAGGUUGGCUGUGUCGUCCCUGAAGUGUGCAAGAUGGUGUGUGGGACUGAGGUGGGCUGCUCCAACAUCGCUUACCCCAAACUGGUGGUGUCAGUCAUGCCCAAUGGUUUGCGAGGUCUGAUGCUGGCUGUGAUGUUGGCCGCCCUCAUGUCGUCUUUGGCCUCCAUCUUUAACAGCAGCAGCACCCUGUUCACCAUGGACAUCUGGACUCGCAUCAGGCCUCAGGCCGCAGAGCGCGAGCUCAUCAUCGUGGGCAGAGUCUGGGUGCUGUGCAUCGUGGCAGUGAGUAUCUGUUGGAUCCCGGUUGUCCAGGCGGCUCAGAGCGGUCAGCUGUUUGACUACAUCCAGUCGGUCUCCAGCUACCUGGCCCCCCCGAUCGCCUCCGUCUUCCUCCUGGCCGUGUUUGUUAAGAGGGUCAAUGAAACGGGUGCUUUCUGGGGCCUGAUCGGCGGCCUGGUGAUGGGUCUGUGUCGGAUGUUGCCCGAGUUCUGGUUCGGCACUGGCAGCUGUAUCUUCCCCUCCGACUGCCCGUUCGUGGUGUGUGGGAUCCAUUACCUCCACUUUGCAAUCAUCCUCUUCUUCUGCACAUCUGCGCUGGUGCUGCUGGUCAGCUACUGCACGGAGCCCAUAGAGGACCAACAUCUCCAUCGCCUGGUGUUCAGUCUUCGCCACUCUAAAGAGGAGAGGAAAGAUCUCGACUGGGAGCAAGAGGAGAAAGGGAGAAGAGCCCGGCAAGCGGCGAAGAAUAACAAUAGUGAUGCUGCAGUGGCCGAGGCGAAAGAAGAAUCAGGUAUCUGUAGCCUGAGUGGUUGUUUCUGCGGAGGUCGCAGCGGCUCCCUGGAGCUGGAGCAAGAGGCCCCUGAGGAGACGGAGCAGAUGCCCGACAUCAGCGAGGCCCCGGUGUGGAAGUGCACCGUGGACGCUAAUGCUCUCAUCAUGAUGGUCGUAGCAGUUUUCAUGUGGGGUUACUACGCUUAACAGACUCCAGAGGAGGUUACAAAUGUGAGUUAGUUGCUUCAUGUCGCUGUUGGGAUGAUGCACUCAAAAGACAAAACGAAGCAGCGCUGCCACCUGUUGGUGAGGGAUUGUCUCUACACUGAAAAAUAACACAUUUUCCACUUUCAAAAGGUUCAAAACAAGGAGGUGGUCGAGCAGAAAACAGUCUCACUUCUCCCUGAGGCACAUUAGAGGUUGUGGUCCUUCAUUGCAUUUCUCCACUUUUCAAAGGCAUUGUCUAAAAAUGUUUUAUCAGGUUAGAAUACCAUUACUGUAUCUACAGUUACACGCUGAUUCAAUCACAAGGCAGAGGCUUCACCUUCUUACCAGCACUGACGUAUAAGGUGUGGGAGAAAUGUUCCAGCUUGGAAGCAAACUCAAUAAAGUUUCAAGUAGCUCUAUGA
Messenger RNA from Scophthalmus maximus (turbot), 2713 nucleotides. RefSeq names its product solute carrier family 5 member 2 (gene slc5a2). Gene Ontology annotation, biological process: transmembrane transport; sodium ion transport. The record is from RefSeq and is a predicted model, not a curated record. The coding region runs from base 219 to 2291 and encodes 690 amino acids. Gene Ontology annotation, cellular component: plasma membrane. NCBI's taxonomy places the organism in Eukaryota, Metazoa, Chordata, Actinopteri, Pleuronectiformes, Scophthalmidae. Gene Ontology annotation, molecular function: D-glucose:sodium symporter activity. The transcript has 14 exons.